Molecule: messenger RNA, 1753 nt
Organism: Cuscuta campestris
Lineage: Eukaryota; Viridiplantae; Streptophyta; Magnoliopsida; Solanales; Convolvulaceae
Source: the annotation of a GenBank genome assembly
GUCCGCUAUAUAGCUAGGACGACUAGCUAACAUUCUUAAUUUCUUUCUACCUAGCAAGCUUUAAGGAUACAACAUAUAUGGGUAUUCUUGCAUUCGAAGAGGAUUUCAAGCCAAUCACUCUUAGCCAACGGGACGCCUUCCUCCCAUUCUUUGUCCAAAAUGGGAGCUUCACCAAUGGAGAAUUAGGUGAAAACAAGAGGAUGAUCAAAACGGUGCCGCCUCCGGCAAGGAAGAACAUGCACAUCACGGUGGUGGAGCCGCGGUCCAAAGACGAUGAGGCUCGCCUGAAAUGCAUGCUUGCAAAGUAUCUUGACACAAUUGCCCAACGAGUCAAUUACCACAUAGGUUAUCCAGUGAACAUAGUGUAUGAACACUAUGCAACUUUAGCGCCGUUGAUUCGUUACCACUUGAACAAUUGUGGGGAUCCAUUCAUUGAGAACACUGUUGAUUUUCAUUCCAAAGAUUUUGAAGUUGGGGUUUUGGAUUGGUUCGCUCAACUUUGGGAAAUUGAAAAGGAUGAGUAUUGGGGGUAUGUCACCAAUGGUGGCACUGAGGGCAAUCUCCAUGGCAUUCUCCUUGGGAGAGAGGUACUUCCAAAUGGAAUAUUGUAUGCAUCAAGAGAAUCACACUACUCGGUCUUCAAGGCUGCACACAUGUAUAGAAUGGAGUUUGAAGGAAUUGAGACAAUGAUCAAUGGGGAAAUGGACUACAAUGAUUUGAAGUCCAAGUUGCUUAGAAACAAGGGCAAGCCAGCCAUUAUAAAUGUCACCAUUGGAACAACCUUCAAAGGAGCCAUGGAUGACUUGGACGCGAUCAUCCACGCUCUCGGUGAGUGCGGAUAUUCGCACGACCAAUUCUACAUCCACUGUGACGCAGCCCUCUCGGGCCUCGUUGUCCCAUUCGUAAAAAACGUCCCAAAAAUCACGUUUAAGAAGCCGAUCGGGAGCGUCACGAUUUCAGGGCACAAGUUCCUCGGUUGCCCGAUGCCUUGCGGCGUCCAAAUCACGAGAAAAUGUCUCAUCCACAAUCUCUCUCGGAACGUGGAGUACAUUGCCUCCGUGGAUGCCACGAUUUCGGGCAGCCGGAACGGGCUGACCCCAAUUUUCCUAUGGUACAGCCUGAGCACCAAGGGUCGGGCCGGGCUCCAGAAGGACGCCCAGAGGUGCAUUGAGAACGCGGCACGACUGAGGGACCGGUUCCGUGGGGCGGGGAUCAGCACCAUGCACAACGAAAACGGCAUUACGGUCGUAUUUGAGCGACCGCGCGACAAAGAGUUCGUUCGUCGUUGGCAACUCUCUUGCGUGCGCGACAUGGCACACGUCAUCGUCAUGCCGGGCGUCACAAGUGAGGCGCUAGACAACUUCUUCAAAGAUUUGGUGCAAGAAAGGGCAAUGUGGUACAAAGAUGGAAGGGAUCAACCUCCUUGCCUUGCAGAUGAUCUUGGCCCCAAUAAUUGUUACUGCCCCAUUCACCAACAAAUAUGAUCUUUAAACAAAAAAACCAUAAAUAGCCGAUAUAUCAAUAAUAAAAUUUGAUCCAAUAAGCUAGACGGCCAAAUAACAGAUUUCUACAAGAGUUUUGCGUACUUAUUCACUAUAUAUGUGUUUGUGUUCGUCAAAUUUUGAAUCUAUGUUUGUAUUGAUGCAUAAUGAUAUGUAACUUUUCUUAUCUUAACGUAUCUAUACUAUUCAAUUUGACAUUUUUCUAGUCGAACUAUAUAAGCAUUGAUCAUCAAUGAAAUAUAAGGAACAUU